Hyla sarda is the source of this 3182-nucleotide messenger RNA. RefSeq names its product receptor-interacting serine/threonine-protein kinase 2-like. The transcript has 13 exons. Gene Ontology annotation, molecular function: JUN kinase kinase kinase activity; ATP binding. The record is from RefSeq and is a predicted model, not a curated record. Lineage: Eukaryota; Metazoa; Chordata; Amphibia; Anura; Hylidae. The coding region runs from base 1 to 1725 and encodes 574 amino acids. Gene Ontology annotation, biological process: regulation of apoptotic process; protein phosphorylation.
AUGUCUAUCUCCGCCUUGUGGAAGCAACUUAACCCUCUCUAUACCGGAAAACUUAAGGACUCUAGAAUCACCUGGGUGUGCUUCUCUUAUGUGUUCAAUCAAUCUAGGGGCACCUACCCCAGUCCUGAUAGAUCUGACAUGCUCAUGGAAACGGACAUGGAGGGGCCAAAUAGUUUUGCCCACGUAAAAGAAGCCGCAGGGGCACAAGAUGACCUAUACGAGGAAAAAUCUUACUUCUCACUGACUGUCGGUCCUAGCAUACAGAACUGGAAAGUCUUUUGUCAGAGGGACCUCAAGACCUACAAGAUAGUGAAGACAAGCACAGAAUAUGUCUAUAAAUCUACCUACGCACCCAUUGGCUCCUCUGUCUUCAUAAAACUCUUGGCUUUGGCUGAACGAAAUGAUAGGGACCGUCAGACAAUUCUCAGUGAUGUGGAGUAUGUUAGCAGCAAAAGAUCUGAACGUCUUAUAAAUAUAGUUGGGAUAUUCUGGAGUCCAAAUACAUUUGGAAUUGUGACAGAAUGGAUGCCGAAUGAGUCACUGCACUCUUUAAUAUACCAGCAUGAUCUGUACCCUAAACUUCCACUAAGUAUAGGCAUUAGAAUCCUAACAGAUGUUUCUGAAGGGUUGUAUUUUUUGCACAACCAGCAUCUUCCCAUAUUGCAUCAGCGGCUGAAACCCUCCAACAUAUUAUUGGAUGCACAAUACCGGGCAAAGCUUUCAGAUUUUUGGCUUUCAGACAUCCAGAAAGUAAAUGUUUCCACAGCCCAUCAGGAAAAUGCAUCUGUAAUAUAUUUUUCACCUCAAAGGCUGCAAAAACAUGGAAUAACAUUGGCAGAUGAUAUAUACAGCUUGGGAAUUAUUUUGUAUGAAACCCUCAGCCGAAAACAACCCUUCCACGAAAAUAAUCAUCUGAAGCUGGUAACUGAAGUAACUAGAGGGAUCAGACCACAACCAAACAUAGAUGUUCUCUUAAAAGACACCAGUCUCCACCACAGUCAACGUGCAAAUCUAAGUCAACUCACUAACUUGUGCUGGCAUCAGAACCCCCAUAUGAGGCCGACAGCAGCUGAGUGUUUGUCUCGCCUAAACAACAUCCUUCAGAGCUUUUCCAAAGAAGAGAUUCAAUGUCAAAUUGACUGCCUAAAUAAAGAAAAGGAGAUGGCCGCUCAGCACUCCCAGGAGAGCACCGUGGAAUUUGAUAUCAAAUAUCUGGAUGAGGGUUGGUUGACUAAGAGCCAUAGAAGUAGAACACAGAGUGAACCUGAAUCAAGCCCUGAUGUACACUCACUAUGUCCUGGGCCAAAGAAAGAGAAGAGAAGUGCCAGUCUGCCAGUUUCAACCUCCAAUAACUCUGUGCCUAUCAAAUGUCCUGAACGGAAGAAUUCUGGGGUUAGCUGGAUGCACAGGAACGCAACAGAUCAUGUUUCCAGUCCACAUCUUGUCUGGAGUGCAAACUAUGUUGAGACCCUAAAAAGAAACAGGGAAACUAUUCUGAAUAGAGUAACAGAGGGUCAUCUCAACCAUCUAAUCGAUACCAUGAGGUCCAAAUUUGUACUCUCCCGAGAUGAUUCUGAAAAUAUUAAUUCAGAGAGGACGCUAAAGGCCAGAACAAGGAAAUGCUUAGAAACCUGCUCUGAAAAGGGGGAAGAAGCAUCCAGAAUGUUUUUAGACAGUUUGUGCUCGCGAAAUGUAAUUUAUAUGCAUCCAAGAAAUCUAGCAUGAAUAUAAGAAUCCGCAAAGUCAACAGGAUACAAUAGAGUUGGCAAGCUUCUGCUUUUGGUGGCCAUAAUGUCAAGAUCGGCUGCAAGCAUUUUAGAAAGAACACUGGAAAAUUGCAGUUAUCCUAAUUUAUGAAAGGAAUGUUUAGAAAAUUAAGAAACAAAUAAUGAUUUGUUACACUAGAAUAUGUCUUAGACCAGAGAUCUUAUCUUCUAUGUUGUAUUGCUAACACUGUUAGACUCACAGCUGAAUGCAAAGGAGAAAGCUCUCUAUGAUCCCAUUAGUGCCCUGUCAAUCAAGGGCCGGCGAAGGGUUACUUUGGCAACCAUAGGUCUAAAAAAGGCAUCUAGACCACCAAUGGCUAUUUGCUACUUAUGCUGUGCCUAACAGUUUAUCAGUUUUUCUUUUUCUUUUUUUUUAUUGACAGGCAAUAAUGUUUUCGUAUACUAGAGUACAGUAUUGUGUUAUAACACAGUUUAAAAGAUUGUUUUGGAAUGUCCUUUAAAGGGGUACUCCAGUGGAAAACAAAUGUUUUCAAAUCAACUGAUUAAACAGUUGUUAAAUAUAUUUGUAAAUUAUUUCUAUUUAAAAAUCGUAAUCCUUCCAGUACUUAUCAGAUGCUGUAUACUACAGAGGAAGUUGAGUUGUUCUUUUCUGUCUGACCACAGUGCUCUCUACUGACACCUCUGUUCGUUUCCUGUAUAUGUAAUUGUAAUAAACAGUGGUUAACAAAUGUGUUUAUUGCACAAUUAUAGCAGUUAGUUGUCAUCUCUGAUGAGUGAGGGUGGAAGUUCCCACAUGAAAUGUGAGGACAUGUGUUAUGCAUGCCCAAGGGAACACCCCCUCCUCCUGCAGGCUGUGUAAGCAACAUAAACAAGGAAAUAAGAGCCAUAAAAGGAUAAAAAACAGGAUAUGAGCUCACAGGAUCAGCACCAAUUAAAGAGUAUGCCUGAAGCAUUUUUUUUUUUUGUUUUGUUAUGUUGUGACUUUGAAAGAGUGGUACCAUCAUGUAUAAAAGACCUAUACAACAAAGUUACCAAAGAAAAACAAAGAAGAAAAUACGUUGAUCAAAAACUAUGUACCCCAAACUGGUUCUUUUAAAAAAUGUGAUCUGUCCUGCAAACCAUCAAGCACUCAUACAGCUGCAUUGAUAGAAAGAGAAAAUAUGAUGACUCUUUAAACAAAAAAAACAAAAAAAAAACAAAAGUUUGGUCCUCCUUUUCUAAGCCAUUGUUGGCUUUCAUUUCUGCUUGCUCAUUCUGUCAGCCAUAACUAGUCUAAUUUUAAGGCUGCAUAAUUAUUUCAUGCUUUGUUAUUUUUUUGACAAGUAUUAUUUUAUAACAUAUUAUUUUCAGGUAAGCAUAUUGUAUUGUACAAUAUAAUUUGAGUUUUUUUUUAUAUUGUUAAAUGCAAACACUUUUGCCAUUUUUUCCAUUUUAUUAACGCAAUUCCCACUUAGA